GCCAUAGAUGCAACAAGAUUCAAGAAAAACAUGUGUUAGAUGAUAAUUGAUAAUAAUUGAAACUAUGGAUAAUAUUGUGGUGUAGUUUGCACUUUUUAAUUUUUAUCCUACUUACUACUUAUAUUAUCUUUAUCACUACACUACUACAGUACUUACCAUUGAUCAUUGUGGUAAGGUAUUAAUAUUGCACAAUACUAUAUAAUAGUUUAAAAUAUUAAUUCAACUAACAACGAAUAMUAUUCUUUUAAACUUAAAAUAAUGAGGAUAAACAAUGUUUUAACUAAAUCAUGUCUGAUUAACCAUCAGUUCCGCAGAUUUGCGGCCACAACUGAAAAACCAAAAGACAUAACAUCUAAUGUUAAAGGUCUGAGUUCCAAGGUUAUCAUUGCUAAUCCACCACCAGAGCGUGUAAAGAAAGCUGCAGAAAACGGUCCAUACAAGAAUCCACAAUAUUUUAGUUACCACAAAAAUUCAUAUUUUGAUGCUGAGAUUGAAAUGCACAAAUACAGAUUACCACAACCUUCGAGUUUAAAGUAGAAAAUGUAAGAUUUUAUUUAAAAUAAUAAUACCAUUUA
Diuraphis noxia (Russian wheat aphid) is the source of this 575-nucleotide messenger RNA. It is a transcript of the gene NdufV3, whose product is annotated as NADH:ubiquinone oxidoreductase subunit V3. The record is from RefSeq and is a predicted model, not a curated record. Gene Ontology annotation, cellular component: mitochondrion; respiratory chain complex I. Lineage: Eukaryota; Metazoa; Arthropoda; Insecta; Hemiptera; Aphididae.